Messenger RNA from Spirometra erinaceieuropaei, 2977 nucleotides. The record is from the annotation of a GenBank genome assembly. NCBI's taxonomy places the organism in Eukaryota, Metazoa, Platyhelminthes, Cestoda, Diphyllobothriidea, Diphyllobothriidae.
AUGUCGGCGGAAACUUCAGGUUGUUCUGUUUUUCGCGCUAUAUACUUUUGACAGAGAUUCAGUGUACCACGCCUGAGCUGAAUGAACCCAACUGCAAGGAUGUCAUGGAAGGUCUCAAUGUUGACCACCCUUUGUGUUAGUAUUAUUUUACUUCUGCUAUCGACAUUUAUUUUAUCCAUAGUUUAUUUCUGCAGAUUUGUGACCUAGUUAAGCAUAAGAGCCACUUAUUGCAUGUAUAGUCUGCUAUUUAAUGAUUUGGCAUGGAGAAUUACUGUGUGGGUUCUGAUUGCAUCUUUAUGAACGAACGGAGGUUUACAAAUUGUGGAAAACAGUUUAACAUUAAGACGACUGAUGUCCCAAAAUAUGCGAGAAUAUUGUGAAAAAUAGCAGGUUGAGAUCUCAGGUCUUCGUGCACCAUACGUAAGCCCAUUGACAUGCGUAAGACUGAGCAUCAGUACCUUUCCCGGAUCUCCUUCCCUAAAGUCUCUUAAUAUUUAAAGAGAAGGAUUCAUUUCUCCACAGAUGUUUCUUUCUCGGUUGGUGUUGCUUAAGUAUGUUAGCAAGCGUUUUUUGACAGUGAUAUUCGUAUGGAUAGGUCCCAUAGUGUCGUAGUGUCUUAUUCUACUUUUCGCCACCGACAGAAACUGCCCUCAUUUAAAGAUAAUUUUAUAUCUCAAGCAGUACCUAUACCUUACCGUCGAUAUUUUUUUAUCUCGGCGGCCCUUCUCUUAGGUUUUGCUGAUGUUUCCUGCUAGGAAAGCGCUGAGGGAACUUGUGCCAGUACACGGGUUUCCACCGACAGAUCCAAUGUGGGAGUAAAGAUACGACAAGACUUCACCGCGCCGCUCAAUCUUAAAAUGAGUUGGUCAGUUAGGACUAAGUCAUGCUAAAGAAGUUCUGUCUAGUUAUCGUCCUACUGAAAAGUUUGAUCAUUUAACCUAAACGCAAAUCUGUUUCCACCGUCAACGGCCACAGAGCCCUCCGAGAGCGUAGUACUAAUAACUGAGUUACCUCAAUGUAUAAGUUUAAACUGCGUUGUGGACCGUCUAAACGUUCAUGCUUGCAUGUUCAUUCAUUUGGAGUUCAGACGUCCCUCAUCCGCUCUCGGUGGUUCAGAAACGCUAACACGUAUUCACUUCUAAUAUAACACAUCUCACAGCCGUGGUAGGUAUUUACACCUAACAACCAGUCAAAUCACGGAUUCGCUUUGGCGGCGUAAGUGCGGACAUUAGCGAGCUCGGUGCGUCAUCUCUUGCAUUAAGGGAGAGGGCAAUCUUCACAAACUAAAACACUUUUUAGUCGCGUGAUUUUUUGAUCAAUUUUAUUCGUUCAUGUAUUUUAGCACUGCGAGAGCACGCUUGCGACCUCUGUGGCAAAGCGUUUGCACACAAGGGACACCUGAAGCAGCAUGUCGAUGGUAUCCACAAAAGUACGUGUAUGCUCCUUUCUGACUGGUUGUUUCUCUUUAUCAGCCAACCACUUGCUUCGUUUGUUUCCAUCCACGUACGCAACGCGUAGUUAUGGUCUUUAUUUCCGACGACCACAAUUUAACAGUGACUUUCAGAAAUGUAUUUCCAGGCAGCCUCUGAAGAUGCUUUUAUUGUGCAAAUUUCAGUGGGAAACUCGAUGAUACAUUUCGUUGCCUCGUGUGUACAGGUUACAGUUUCUUUCAGUUAAAGUGGUGGUUUUGGAUUCAGCAACUGUGCGCCGAUUACCCAAAACGGAUUUACCUCAUUCUGCCACCGUUACGGUAUAUCAGUAGGGGGGCUACACUAUUUGAUGGCAUGCGCUAGUGGGAGUCGCCGCGAUCACCUGUGUCCUUAACUAUUGUUAUACAUGCGUUGACGUGCAUUAUAUGGAAGCUUUGCAUCACGCCAGCCAUUGCUCCGUGUCAUCGCAAGUAAGCCCACAGCCAGUUGCCUGUGUAAUUUGGUAUUCUAAUGUGACUAUAUUCAGGCUGCAAUGAUACAGAGAAUACGUUUUGAAAUUAAAUACUAGAUAGGGACUGACAGUCAAAUACGAGCUGUUUUCUCUUGUUAACUACUAAUCGCAAGCCGUAUACUUGUCUCGCCAUCCGAGCACGGUUUUGAGUCUAUUUAACCGUAGGCAAAUUCACCGAAUCCCUUUCCGGUCACUGGCGUUCAUCAUCGACCACAAUUUACAGCAGGUUCAGCCGAAUCCUUGAUGAAAACUAUUCACGAUAGUGUCAGGGCUUUAAGCAACGUCUAUGUGGCAAUCAAAUAUCGGCCUUGUCCGAGAAUAGCAUACUGGAGCAGCUUACUCUCAUGCCACGCUUCGCACCCUGAGAAGUGCUUGCAGCAUCUUAGUAAUCUGUGCCAAUGCGGAGAAUAGUUGUCCCUAGUGCUUACCGUUUUGCCAUAUAGCCCUGAUAUUGAUCAGACGAGGAAGCGAUCGCUGGGACAAGGGUUUUAUUCGCCUGACAUUUCGGAUUCUCACUUGAACCCAUCAUCAGAGACAGUGCCCUGAUAUUAUUCAGGAUUGUGAUUCUGUGUAUACUUUAGACACCUGGCCGAGAACAUAGCAGUACACCCCUAUGCAUGCCUCGCUACUAUGACUGUACGUUUCGCACCUCGAGGCAUUUUUCACUGCCUAUGACCUAGCUACACCAAUCUUUUGGACUGAAAAUACCCUAGCACCUGACAUGUUCUCAUGUUCUUUUUUAAAAUUUUUGAAAUUGUUAUUUCGAUAAGGUAGACCCAGUUAGCAGCUCAAUUUUGAAAUCAUAAAGUCACUGUGUAAGAAUAAAACUCCUGACUGUUUAGAUCGUUUUAAUUUGUGUUGCAGAAUUGCGGACGCACACGUGUGAUAUGUGCGGCAAGGCCUUCGCACGCAACGCAGACGUCAAGAGGCACAUCGACGGCGUCCACAAAAGUACGCGCCCUCACGCUUGCUCUCUCAUUUCUCGGUUUUGCAAUUUUUUUCGCUUACAAGUUCGCGUUUUAUUUUUUUAGGCUAA